CAUACUCUGCUAUCUGGGACUACCUUGGUCUUGGUCCAUCCUGAUCGUAAGGUUGUGUUCGUGCCAGUUGCAGCCAGUUGGGUGGUUGCGAAGUAAUUGAAAAUGGCGACUCGUCUAAUUAAAGUUAGUUCUGCAUUGCGGACUUAUACUAACAAAACUAGUCUCGUAAAGACACAAAAGCAAUGGCACUCUACAGCACCAUCCAUGAAAGAGAUGCUUAUCAAUCAACCACCCACAAGGGUCACAACUUUAGAUUGUGGUAUGAGAGUUGCAAGUGAGGAUAGCGGUGCUCCAACAGCCACAGUAGGGCUGUGGAUUGAUGCUGGCAGUCGCUUUGAAACAGACGAGACUAAUGGAGUGGCACACUUUAUGGAACACAUGGCUUUCAAGGGAACUACUAAACGUUCACAAACUGAUUUAGAAUUAGAAAUUGAAAACAUGGGGGCUCAUUUGAAUGCUUAUACAAGCAGAGAGCAAACAGUAUUUUAUGCUAAAUGUUUAGCACAAGAUGUACCGAAAGCUGUAGAAAUUUUGAGCGACAUCAUACAGAAUUCAAAGCUUGGCGAAGCCGAAAUUGAGAGAGAACGUGGUGUUAUUUUAAGAGAGAUGCAGGAAGUUGAAACAAAUCUCCAAGAGGUUGUAUUUGAUCACUUACAUGCUAGUGCCUAUCAAGGUACACCAUUAGGAAGGACAAUUCUUGGCCCUACUAAAAAUAUUAAAAGCAUUACACGAAAUGAUCUUGUUGACUAUGUAAAAACACACUAUGGUCCACCUAGAUUUGUUUUGGCUGGUGCUGGUGGUGUAGAUCACAAUACACUGGUAAGCUUAGCCGAUAAACAUUUUGGUAAAAUGCAAGGACCAGUUUACGACGAGAUUCCACCGUAUUGGGAACCGUGUCGUUACACGGGUUCUGAUAUACGAGUUCGCGAUGACACUAUUCCUCUUGCACAUGCUGCGAUUGCUGUUCAAGGUGCUGGGUGGGCAGAUGCAGACAAUAUUCCCCUUAUGGUUGCAAAUACUCUCGUGGGAGCAUGGGAUCGUAGCCAAGGAGGAGGUGCAAAUAACUCAAACCGCUUAAAUGAAAAUCGUUACGUUCGUGAAAUGUGUCAUAGUUACCAAAGCUUUAAUACUUGUUACAAAGACACAGGUCUUUGGGGUAUAUACUUCGUAUGCGAUCCUAUGGGAUGCGAAAACUUUGUUACUAGGUUGACUCGGGAAUGGAAAAGGUUAUGUGUAUCAGUUACAGAGAAGGAAGUUGAGCGCGCGAAGAAUAUUCUUAAAACAAAUAUGCUCCUCCAGUUGGACGGAACAACUGCAAUUUGCGAAGAUAUUGGUCGACAGAUUCUCUGUUAUAAUCGGCGUAUACCACUUCAUGAACUCGAGGCCAGGAUAGAUAGUGUAACUGCCAAAAAUAUUCAUGAUAUUGGGAUGAAAUAUAUUUACGAUCAGUGUCCAGUAAUUGCAGCAGUUGGGCCAAUCGAAAACUUGCCUGAUUAUACCAUAACUCGUUCCAAAAUGUACAGCUUGUUCAUGUAAAAGCAUUUCCCAACACAAAUUUAGAACGAGUCGCCAGUAACAUCAUUUUUAGUAAAAAAUUAGGAUUAAAGUAAGAUUGCAAAUAUUUAAUUCAUUUUUCGUAAAUAUUAAUUGUUCAGAUUUAUUCAUAUUUAUUAUUCAAAUUGCGAUAUGUAAGACAAGUCUAUGUAUAUUCCAAUAAUAAUUUGUAGUCUCACUUUAAUACUUGUUAAUACUUAUAUUUAAGUGAAAUAAUAAUUUAUCAAUUGGUUAUACCUAAAUCAUUGAUGUUUACGAAAUUGUAACAGGUAUUGAUGAAAUUAAUAAUAAAUCAUGUGUGUACUCUUCCACACA
This is a messenger RNA of Hylaeus anthracinus, 1869 nucleotides long. It is a transcript of the gene UQCR-C1, whose product is annotated as mitochondrial-processing peptidase subunit beta. The transcript is spliced from 7 exons. Lineage: Eukaryota; Metazoa; Arthropoda; Insecta; Hymenoptera; Colletidae. The record is from RefSeq and is a predicted model, not a curated record. The coding region runs from base 103 to 1536 and encodes 477 amino acids. Gene Ontology annotation, cellular component: mitochondrion. Gene Ontology annotation, molecular function: metalloendopeptidase activity; metal ion binding.